Messenger RNA from Lactuca sativa (garden lettuce), 2357 nucleotides. RefSeq names its product protein RER1B. Gene Ontology annotation, cellular component: Golgi membrane. The record is from RefSeq and is a predicted model, not a curated record. Gene Ontology annotation, biological process: retrograde vesicle-mediated transport, Golgi to endoplasmic reticulum; protein retention in ER lumen. NCBI's taxonomy places the organism in Eukaryota, Viridiplantae, Streptophyta, Magnoliopsida, Asterales, Asteraceae.
UGCAACAACCGGAACAUACAAUACCAAAUUACAUGGUCCAAUUCCAAAAUCCGAAUAACACAAAGCAAAUUGGGUGCAAUUCCAUUCGGUUUUACGAUUCUGGAUAAUUAUCGUAUCAGGUACAACGCUAAGAACCCUAAAACAACGAUUUCCCCUGGGUUGUUUGAGCUCUUAAACUCUCACUUCACCUAUUUUCAUGAUCGAUUCACCCUUCACGUGCUUAUCAUUCAAUACUCAGGAUUCGACCUCUUCUAUCGCUUGAUAACAUCUGCAAAGGGAAAGAUCAAAGUUUGUUCUCCAUGGAAGGAUUAGGGGCUGAUUCCACCUCCCCAAUGGCACCAGUAGCAAAAUGGAAAAGUGAAUUCUCAAGAGUGUUUCAGUUUUAUCUCGACAAAUCUACACCUCUUCCUGUUCAUAGGUGGCUAGGGACACUCGGUGUUGCAUCCAUUUAUGUGUUGAGAGUCUAUUACCUCGAAGGGUUUUACAUCAUCUCUUAUGGACUUGGGAUUUACAUCUUAAACCUGUUAAUUGGAUUCCUCUCACCAAAAGUUGAUCCAGAGCUUGAAGUUCUUGAUGGAGCCUCACUUCCCACAAAAGAAUCCGAUGAAUUUAGGCCUUUCAUUCGUCGUCUUCCAGAGUUCAAGUUUUGGUAUGCAAUCACAAAAGCUUUCAUGGUAGCUUUCUUGAUGACAUUCUUUUCUCUAUUUGAUGUUCCUGUUUUCUGGCCAAUUCUGCUUUGCUAUUGGAUCGUUUUAUUCGCUCUCACAAUGAAACGCCAAAUCAUGCACAUGAUUAAAUACAAAUAUGUCCCAUUUACCACUGGGAAACAGAAAUACGGUGGGAGGAAGUCGCCUGGAGGUAGUGCUGGUGGUUCACCCAUUCAUCGAGGUUGAAGAAGCAGUUGAGUAGGGUUCAAGAUAGGAUUAGGAGUAACUUUUUUUUUUUUUUUUUUUUUUUUUUUUUUUUUUUUUUAAUUUUUAUGAAAGUAUCCCUCGUUUAUAACACUUUAGAAACAAAAAAAUAUGUUCCCUUUUAAGAUGACAUGUUUUCCUAAUAAUAAUAAUACUGUCUGCUGGCUUAUUUGCAAUAUUUGUAUCAUUUCAUACAUCAAAUAGGAUAAAAAUUGUAGUUUUUGGCGGGAGACUGUGAAAAGACGUAAAUACCCUUGUUAUAGUGUUAGUGUUGUGCGAAAAGUGUUGUGUGAAAAGACGUAAAUACUCUUGUUAUAUGUGUUGGGAGACUAUGAAAAGACGUAAAUACCCUUCUUAUAUGUGUUAGUGUUGUGUGAAAAGUGUAUGAGAUGCUAUGGAGAGUUUUAUGUGAUUGGUACAACCACUUUUCAACUACCAACGAUAGAAAGUGAGUGUACUACUUUUUUCAUUUCCAAAAAAUAUUGUUAAUUGAGUAGUUGUUUUAAUAAUUAGCAUUUCUUACAACUAAUCUCAUUAUAUUAGUCAUGGUCUCUUUCUACUCUUUUCCCUAAAGAUGGAAUUGUUAGAUCGAGAGCUAUGUACAAGUGCAAAUGCAAGAUGUACAUGUCAUUAUAACAACAUUGGUUUGGAUUUGGGAAUUUCAUUUCUAGAAAAAGGAAACCAUCUUUAUCAAAGGGUCUUCAAAUUAGAGACCAUUUUGAAGAUUGUCAUAUAAAACCAUCAAACCAAAUUUUCAUACAUAUCUUGUUGAUGAAAAUGUUGGGUAGAACCUUUCUUGUUAUAUUGUUCUUUUGGGCAGCUCUCACUAUCAUCACUCCUAUUCUUGUUCAUUUGUCUGCUUCUGCAAAACCCUUGGAUUAUAACGGGGAAAUAAAGAAUAAUGGUAGCCAGAGCCGUAAAGUUAUCAGUUUAUUGUCUCGAAAAGCACUUGGAUCUAUCACCUAUUCUCAAUCCGGUAUAUCAGUAUCGGUGCCAACACCAGCACCCACAUCAAUAUCAGUACCAACACCUGCACCAACAAGGAAGGUGAUGCCCAUACUUGAACAUGAAACCUCACUUGUGAAUUUUCACCUCGUUAUUGCUAAAACAAGCAUACAUGAUCUAUCAACUUUCUUCCAUGCCAAAAAGCAAAGUAUCAUAAUAUGAAACCCUAUGAAAUACUCAUGAUCAAUGCAUUGGUUCGUGUUGUAUAGUUGUAAAACGAAUCAAGUAGAUAAAUACUUAUUCAUGGAAAAACGGUAGAUAACAAGAAAGAGGGGUUCUUGGGACCCUUAAAGAAGAUAUAUUAUAUAUUUACAUAACUUGUGACAAGUGUUAUGACCAAAACAAUAGGAAUGAUGUAAGUCCUAGUGAUGGUAUAUUUAAAGCUCAUGAUUGUUGCUUCAAGAUGAAUUAAUUUCAUUGAAUAAUAAUGAAUCUUUUUAA